Messenger RNA from Zasmidium cellare ATCC 36951, 1893 nucleotides. RefSeq lists its product as uncharacterized. The transcript has 3 exons. Lineage: Eukaryota; Fungi; Ascomycota; Dothideomycetes; Mycosphaerellales; Mycosphaerellaceae. The record is from RefSeq and is a predicted model, not a curated record. Gene Ontology annotation, molecular function: phosphatidylinositol binding. Gene Ontology annotation, biological process: retrograde transport, endosome to Golgi. The coding region runs from base 1 to 1893 and encodes 630 amino acids.
AUGUGGGACGACGAGGACAACAACCCAUAUGGCUCCUUCCACCGCCGCGACUCCGAGACUUCGGACAUCGCGUCGCCGACUGAACGCUUCAAUCGACCUUCAACCCCACCGUCCGGCCACUCGUCCCCAGAACACACGCCGCACUUCAUCUCGCGACCCAGCGAUCUCUCUGACGAAGAGCUCGACGAUGAGCAACCCAAGGGACCCAAAGUCCAGCCAAAGGAGGGAGGCUAUGAUAGUCGCAUCGAACAGAUCCUUUACGAGCAUCCCGACUUAGAGAUCCAGAUUACGCAUGCGGGCAAGAACACAGAAGGCGGUGGAAGCUACAUAACUUAUACCAUCCAGACCGGAGAGAUCCAGGUGAGGCGACGAUACAAAGAGUUCGCGUCGCUGCGGGAAACUCUGGUCAAUCUACAUCCUACUCUCGUGGUCCCACCCAUCCCCGAGAAGCACAGCAUUGCAGACUAUGCCGCGAAGCCCACCAAGGCCAAGGAGGAUGCAGGCAUUAUAGAGCUGCGACAACGUAUGCUCGCGACUUUCCUCAAUCGAUGUCGGCGCAUGAAGGAAGUUCGAGAAGACGGCGUGUGGUGGAGGUUCUUGGAUCCCAACGUCAGCUGGAGUGAAGUACUUCACUCGCAUCCGGCGGCCAGCGUUCCCAAGAACAACCUCAAGGCACCUCCACUCGACCCAGCGAAUCCCACUCAGGCUCACUCUUACUUGCCGAUCCCAUCUCAGAACGCGAAGCUGCGAUCUGCGUCUGGCUCCUCUGCGUCUGGCACUCCAACGUCUCCUCCACCAUCCAGCACCCUGGCAUCAACCGCAUCGCACUCGACACCUCAGGUCCAAUAUGCGCGAUUUCCACCUCUAACCCAGCAGCUCAGCGAAUCCGACCUCGACCCCUACUUUUCCUCCUUCGAAAACAGCACCAAAGAACUCGAAACGCUUCUGACUGGAUCGAUGGAGAAAGUCAAUGCUCGAUUGUUGCGGCACAUGUACAGCUUGGGUGAUGAUUUGAUGGACCUUGGCGCACGGUACAAUGCGUUCUCUCUUUCAGAGCAGUCGCAAAGCGUGGCGCAUGCGAUCGAGAAGGCCGGCCAAGCUUGCGACUUCACCUACAUCCAAUCGCGCGAUCUCUCGUCGUCUCUCAGUGCUGGAUUCGCGGAGCCAAUGCGAGAGAGUGCCCAAUUUGCGACGGUCGUGCGCAGUGUGCUGAAGUAUCGUGUGUUGAAGCGAGUGCAGGAGGAGAUGACUCGCGACGAACUCGAGAAGAAGAAGACUACACUGGAACAGCUGGAGAGGAGUGAGAUGGAGGCGAAGAGAAUCGAACAGUACAUGACCUCGUCUGGCAUCCAGAGCUCGCAAUACGCACCCAAGCGAAGCGUCAGCAGUGGUAGCAAUCGCAACCGACCAGGAUCUAGCGACGGUGACAACGCUUCUGUGGACAGCGACUUUCCACCGAAUGCUACCCAGGCACCAAGCGCGCAGCAGGGUGGUCCUCAACAGGACGAUUCCUACUCCUCUCCACCCACGUCACCUCCCAACGGCAACCACAGGAGAGGACCAAGCGGCGUGGCCAACAAGCUCUUUGGGCGUCUGACGCAUGCUAUACAAGGUGUGACCGAUCAAGAUCCUGAGAGGGCUCGGAGAGAUCAGCUCGGCAAGACCAAGGAGAGCUUGGUGCAUCUCGAGCAGGCAUUGGAGGUAGCGCAGUCAGACGUCCAGGAUGCAAGUCAGGGUGUUCUACAGGACCUGAGACGUUUCCAAGGACAGAAGGAGGAUGAUCUGAGGAUGUACAUGCUCAACUUCGCGAAGGCUCAUAUCGAGUGGUCGCGGCGCAGCUUGGAUGAAUGGGAGAAGGCCAAGACGGAGAUUCACAAGAUCGAGGUGCGGUGA